Molecule: messenger RNA, 429 nt
Organism: Meloidogyne enterolobii
Lineage: Eukaryota; Metazoa; Nematoda; Chromadorea; Rhabditida; Meloidogynidae
Source: the annotation of a GenBank genome assembly
AUAUAUAUCCCCUCUCACUCUCAUAUAUCCCCCUCUCACACUCUAUAUCCCCCUCUCACUAUCAUAUAUCCCUCUCUUACUCUCAUAAAUCCCUUUCUCACUCCCCUUUCUCACUCUCAUAUAUCCCCCUAUCACUAUCAUAUAUCCCAAUCUCACUCUCUAUAUACCCCACUCACUCGCAUAUAUCCCCCUCUCUCACAUAUCUCCUCCUCUCAUUCUCAUAUAUCCCGCUCUCACUCAUACAUAUGUCCUCAUCUCACUCUAACAUAUCCCUCUCUCAUUCUCAUAUAUCCCCCUUUCACUCUCAUAUAUCUCCCUCUCACUCUCAACAAAACCCCCUCGCACUCUCAUAUAUCCCCUCCUCACUCUCUCAUCUUAUAUCCCUCUCUCCCUUUAAUCAAAAUCUAUAUUGAUUUAAUGACGUGGCUU